This is a messenger RNA of Nakaseomyces glabratus, 1578 nucleotides long. It is a transcript of the gene ALO1, whose product is annotated as D-arabinono-1,4-lactone oxidase. Gene Ontology annotation, cellular component: mitochondrion; membrane. NCBI's taxonomy places the organism in Eukaryota, Fungi, Ascomycota, Saccharomycetes, Saccharomycetales, Saccharomycetaceae. Gene Ontology annotation, molecular function: D-arabinono-1,4-lactone oxidase activity; FAD binding. The record is from RefSeq and is a predicted model, not a curated record.
AUGGAUUUGAAAACAUUUGGUGGUCGGCGGAACUUUGUGUUUCGCAAUUGGGCUGGUAUCUAUUCCUCAAGACCAGAAUGGUACUUUCAGCCUUCCUCAGUCGACGAAGUUGUCGAAAUUGUCAAAGCUGCUAAACUAAAGAACAAGACUAUUGUUACAGUUGGCUCAGGCCACUCCCCUAGUAACAUGUGUGUUACCGACGAAUGGAUGAUGAACUUGGACAAGAUGAACAAGUUACUAGAUUUUGUGGAAAACGAGGAUAAGACAUACGCAGACGUUACUAUUCAAGGUGGUACUAGGUUGUAUAAGAUCCACAAAAUAUUAAGGGAAAAGGGAUACGCCAUGCAAAGUUUGGGGUCCAUUUCUGAACAAAGUAUUGGUGGUAUUAUCUCUACUGGUACUCAUGGUUCGUCUCCAUUCCAUGGUCUGGUAUCUUCUACUAUUGUCAACUUGACUGUUGUCAAUGGUAAAGGUGAAGUAUUAUUUUUAGACGAAAAGUCUAACCCUGAAGUUUUCAGGGCUGCUACUUUGUCGCUUGGUAAGAUUGGUAUUAUUGUGGGUGCAACUGUUCGUGUUGUUCCAGCUUUCAACAUUAAAUCAACCCAAGAAGUUAUCAAAUUUGAAACUCUUUUGGAAAAAUGGGACUCUCUCUGGACUUCUUCAGAGUUUAUCAGAAUUUGGUGGUACCCAUAUACACGUAAGUGUAUCCUUUGGAGAGGUGUAAAGACUAAUGAACCACAGACUAAGUCAAGAUAUUCGUGGUGGGGUUCUACUCUAGGUAGAUUUUUCUACCAGACUUUGUUGUUCAUAUCUACCAAGAUUUACCCACCUUUGACUCCAUAUGUUGAAAGAUUUGUCUUCAGAAGACAAUAUGGUGAAGUUGAAACCCUAGGUAAAGGUGAUGUGGCAAUUGAGGAUUCUGUUACUGGGUUCAACAUGGACUGUUUGUUUUCUCAGUUCGUUGAUGAAUGGGGUUGUCCAAUGGACAAUGGUUUAGAAGUCUUGCGUUCUCUUGACCACUCAAUUGCUCAAGCCGCUGCUAACAAGGAUUUCUAUGUACAUGUCCCAGUUGAGGUUCGUUGUGCAAACACAACUUUGCCAAAGGAACAACCUGAAACUUCUUUCCGUUCUAACACUAGUAGAGGUCCAGUUUACGGUAACCUAUUACGUCCUUACUUGGAUAACACCCCAUCUCAAUGCUCUUAUGCUCCUAUCCACAGUGUUACUAAUAGUCAGUUGACGCUAUACAUUAACGCGACAAUUUACAGACCAUUCCACACCAAUGCCCCAAUUCACAAGUGGUUCACCUUGUUUGAAGAUACAAUGUCUGCUGCUGGCGGUAAACCACAUUGGGCUAAGAACUUCUUGGGCUCUACCUCUUUUGCUCAAGGUCAAGUUAAGGCUGAAGGUCAAUACCAAGACUAUGAGAUGAGAGGUAUGGCUACAAGAGUCAAGGAAUGGUAUGGUUCAGACUUGGAAACCUUUAAGAAGGUUAGAAGAGAACAAGACCCAGACAACAUUUUCUUGGCAAACAAACAGUGGGCCUUGAUCAACGGUAUCAUUGAUGAAAACGAAUAA